This is a messenger RNA of Talaromyces rugulosus, 1611 nucleotides long. RefSeq lists its product as uncharacterized. The record is from RefSeq and is a predicted model, not a curated record. Gene Ontology annotation, molecular function: aldehyde dehydrogenase (NAD+) activity. NCBI's taxonomy places the organism in Eukaryota, Fungi, Ascomycota, Eurotiomycetes, Eurotiales, Trichocomaceae. Gene Ontology annotation, biological process: aldehyde metabolic process. Gene Ontology annotation, cellular component: cytoplasm. Bases 1 to 1611 code for a protein of 536 amino acids. The transcript has 4 exons.
AUGGCGGCCCGUGAUGAAUCCAUCAACAUCAAACCACUCGAGUUUACAUCGGUAGAAGAAGUCGCAAAAAAGAGCGCGACAGCUCGAGGUGCUUUCUAUGACUCGAAAACUCGUUCCGCAGAUUUCCGUAAGCUGCAGCUCCGCAAACUAUACUGGGCCAUUCACGACAACCAAGAUCGCAUCCAUGAAGCACUCGCUCGCGAUUUUGGCAAGCCCUCGUAUGAGGCUUACCUUACCGAGUCUUCAUGGAUGAUGGGAGACAUUCUGUUCACCCUGAAGAACAUAGACAAAUGGCUCAAAGACGAGUCUGCUCCGGAUAUUGCUCUGCCGUUCAAGCCACUCAGCCCAAAGAUCAGAAAAGACCCAAUGGGCACUGUUCUCAUUGUCGGUCCAUGCAAUUAUCCUUUCCAGCUGACCAUGGUGCCCGUGUUUGGUGCUAUUGCGGCCGGAAACUCUGUCGUUAUCAAGCCCAGCGAGCAAACACCAAACUCUGCGGUUGUAAUGCAAGAGAUUGUGGAAGCCGCUCUUGACCCUUCCUGCUACACAAUUGUCCAAGGUGGUAUCGACCAGAUGAAAGCCCUUCUCGAUGAGAGAUGGGACAAGAUCUUUUUCACUGGUAGUCAUGCUGUCGGCCGCAUUAUUUCAAAGGCUGCUGCACCAUAUAUGACCCCCGUUGUCCUGGAAUUGGGAGGCUUGAACCCUGCCAUUGUGACUCGCAACGCCAAUCCUCGUAUUGUCGCCCGACGACUACUAUGGGCCAAGUCUAUGAAUGCUGGCCAAACUUGCACCGCUCAAAACUACGUUCUGAUCGAAAAGUCCGUCUUGCCCGCUGUGUUGGAAGAAUUGAAAAAGGCGUACAAGUCCUUCUACCCCAAUGGGAGCAAGGGAUCUCCCGAAUACUCACGUAUCGUCUCCGACCGGGCUUUCCAGCGUCUGAAGAAAAUGAUUGAUGACAGCAAAGGCAAGAUCAUUUUCGGGGGUGCUACCGACGAGAAGGAACGAUACAUUGAACAGACUUUCAUCCAGGUCGACUCCCUGGAAGACUCGAUGAUUGUUAACGAAGCCUUUGGCCCUAUUUGCGCCGUCGUCACUAUCGACAAUGUCGACGAAGCCAUCAGUAUCGCCAAGAAGGUUCAGGAUACUACGUUGGGAAUUGCUGUUUUUGGCAACAGUGCCGAACAACAGAAAGUUAUGGCCAAUCUCCGAUCUGGAAGCGUCUCUCUCAAUGAUGCCCAGCCCCAUAUCAACACUCUAGCCUUUGGAGGUAUCGGCGAGAGCGGCAGUGGUGCAUACCGCGGCAGAUCGAGUUUCGAUACCUUUGUGCAUCGUCGACCAUACACCAACACCCCCGGCUGGAUGGACGCCCUGCUCGAUGUCCGUUACCCACCGUACCCUGCUAGCAAGUUGCGAAUGGUCAAUGCUACCAUGGUGGGUACUCCGGACUUUGACCGCAAUGGUCGCCAAAGCCGUUUCACCUGGUUGAAAUACAUUAUCGGUGGGUCGCCAAAGUCGGCUGCUACUCGAGUUGCUGCUGCUGCUGUUGAUGAUCAACCCGCCACAAAUGGCCAUCAAGAUACCAAUGGCGUUGGAUCCGAAAUCCCCAAAGUCUGA